Messenger RNA from Rotaria sordida, 1149 nucleotides. NCBI's taxonomy places the organism in Eukaryota, Metazoa, Rotifera, Eurotatoria, Philodinida, Philodinidae. The record is from the annotation of a GenBank genome assembly.
AUGAAUAAUGUAGAUACGUUUUCUCAAUGUUUUUAUUGUGAAGGAUAUUAUACUCGAUGUUUUGGUGAUCCAAUAUGUCGAAUAUGUCAUGCAUUUAUAUAUCCACAUGGAAUUGAUCAACAACAAGAACCUAAUGGUUGCGAAGAUAAAGGUGAAGCUGAUGAUUCAGGAAAUGAAGAUACUGAUGAUGGAUAUGCUUGUACUUCGGGAACAAAUAAACAAACAAAAAAAUUAUUAACAACAAGUAUGGAUUCAUCAAUACAAACAGCAAAUAAUUCUGUUAUUUCUUUAACAUCAAAUAAUAGACGAAAUGAUUUAUUGAAUGAACUUUUACUUGAAUUAACAGUACCAAAUGUUAUUUGGAAUGAUCAUACAUCUUAUUUAAGUCAAUUACCACCUGAAGUUAUGUUAACUAUAAUGAAAUGUAUGGAUGAUUUAAGUAUAUAUGCAUUAGCUAAAGCAUCAAAUCGUUGGAAUCAAUUGAUUAAUUCAACAGUUGAUUGGAAACAAUUUAUUCGUACACGUUGGCCACUUUUUCCAUUAUCGAAUGAUGAUAAUAGUGCAAAUCUUAGUCGAAUAUAUGAUCAAUUAAUUCGAAGUUCCAGUUGUUUUAUAUGUUUAAAUGAUACGGGAAUUCGAUUUGAAAAUAAUGGACAAAUGCAACCAACAUUAUGGCGUCAUAGACGAUUACAAAGUGAAAUUCGUGCGUUACGCGAUGAUCCACCUGAUGGAAUACGUGCUGAACCAUUAGAUUCAUCUUGUUGUCAUUGGCAUGCUUCUAUUUGGGGUCCUAGUUCAUCACCUUAUGAAGGUGGUAUUUUUUAUCUCUAUUUGCAUAUUCCUCAAUCUUAUCCAAUGAUUCCUCCAGUUGUACGUUUUAUAACGAAAAUUUUUCAUCCAAAUAUAAAUAUUCAUGGUGAUAUUGGUCUUGACUCAUUUGGUUCAAAUUGGAGUUUAGCAUUAACAAUAUCAAAAGUACUUAUAUCAGUACAAUCAUUAUUAAGUGAUCCAUAUUCACAUAUAUGUAUGAAUCGUCAAGCAGCUGAUUUAUAUACAAAUGAUCGUGAACAAUAUGAACAAAAAGCACGUCAAUGGACAUGGGCAUAUGCUAUGCAUGAUUAUAUAAAUGGAGAUGAAAUUGAAAUUUAG